This is a messenger RNA of Daphnia magna, 12310 nucleotides long. It is a transcript of the gene Nipped-A, whose product is annotated as transformation/transcription domain-associated protein. Gene Ontology annotation, molecular function: transcription coregulator activity; protein binding. The record is from RefSeq and is a predicted model, not a curated record. Gene Ontology annotation, cellular component: NuA4 histone acetyltransferase complex; nucleus; SAGA complex. Lineage: Eukaryota; Metazoa; Arthropoda; Branchiopoda; Diplostraca; Daphniidae. Bases 485 to 12208 code for a protein of 3907 amino acids. Gene Ontology annotation, biological process: regulation of DNA-templated transcription; DNA repair. The transcript has 13 exons.
AUAGAAACACUGAAAUGGCCGUUGAAUAAUUCAGUUUCUCUCGAUAGAUGACUCUGAUUUUAGUUUCCACCACUGUGCCCCGCCCCAAAAACGUCGAAAUUUCAGACAUUCAGACCAACGAAACGCGGUAUAGGGAUUCCUCUCAGCCUGGACCAACCAGGGUUCUAUGACUCUGCGCCUACCAUCUAUUCUAUACCUUGCCAUGGCUAUGGCGGUGUAUUCGGUAUCUGUUAGAACAACCAACAAUUUAACAUUUGGAAUUUCGAUAUGACUUCUGCAAUUCACUUUGAAAUAGUAGUGAAGUGAAACAGCGUUCGGGGUGCAUCAUAAUUUUUUCUGGUACAGCUUGAAGCUUCUUGUUAGUUAAGCUUUGCUUGAAAGCUUUUUCAGGCCAUGUCAAUUGGUCAAUUGUGUGACUAAUGUAGAUUUUACUCAUAAUUCCUACCUGAGACAUUGUACUGCAUUGUCCAAAUAUCUUAAAAAAAUGGGGCCUUCUAAUGCUGUACCUGGGUUUGAUGUUGUAGCCCAAAUGAAUACGUUUACUUCAUUUGUUUCAAUGCUCUCUGAUCCUGGAGCAAAAGACGAAAACAAGUUGAAAGCAGCCCAAGAGCUGAGUGAAAAUUUAGAAAUUAUUGUCAGUUCUCCACAGUAUCCAGCUUUCUUGGAUCAUGCAAUGAAAAAUUUUCUCAAGAUUCUGCAAGACAGUGAGCCACUAUUCAUUGCAGAAUACAAUAUCCAGCAAGUGCGUAAAUUGAUUCUAGAAAUGUUUCAUCGUCUCCCAACAAAUGAGCACUUAAGGCCAUAUGUGAAGCAAUCACUUAACUUGAUGUUCAGGUUACUUGAGAGAGAGAAUGAAGAUAAUGUGCUUAUAUGUCUUCGAAUUAUAAUUGAACUUCACAAGCAAUACCGUCCACAGUAUAGUGUGGAAAUCCAAACUUUUCUUCAAUUUGUCAAAGGCAUCUACCAUGAUCUACCCAAUCAUUUAAACAAGAUAUUUGAACCAAGAUCGCCUAUCAAAGUUAAGGACUUAAGUGAAUUAAACAUUGAAGAAGUUCUGGCUGAAACAUUUACAGCUACAGUUGUACUCACAGAGACGAGGACACCUGAUGGAAACAACAUAUCAUAUAACUUGAUACCAAAAGGAGUGUUAUCGUUAAAAGUGUUGCAAGAAUUGCCGAUAAUAGUUGUCCUGAUGUAUCAGCUUUACAAGCAUAAUGUCCAUCAGGAUGUAGCAGAGUUCAUACCUCUAAUCAUGACAACAAUAACUCUACAGCCAUCAACUCAGCACAAGACGAAUCCUGGAUUCAACAAAGAGAUUUUCGUAGACUUCAUUGGAGCACAAAUCAAAACCCUGUCUUUCCUGGCAUACAUCAUUCGGAUAUAUCAAGAAGCUGUUGCCCAACAAGCUGCUCUAAUGGUUAAGGGAAUCUUAGGGCUUUUAAGUCUGUGCCCUAUGGAAGUGGCCCAUUUACGAAAAGAGUUACUCAUAGCAUCAAGGCACAUACUGGCUACCGACCUACGCCUCCAUUUUAUUCCAUUUAUGGAACGUUUGUUUGACGAAAAUUUACUAUUUGGUAAAGGCUGGACAACCAAUGAAUCUUUACGACCAUUAGCCUACAGCACUUUAGCCGACCUAGUUCAUCAUGUUCGUCAACAUCUUCCAAUGCUGGAUCUUGCUCGAGCUGUUCAUUUGUUCUCAAAAAAUGUUCAUGAUGAAUCGCUUCCAACAAGUAUCCAGACAAUGUCAUGCAAAUUAUUGUUGAAUUUGGUUGAGUGCAUACGUCAACGUUCCGAUGUUGAAAACGGACCUGGCAGGGAGUUGCUAAUAGAAAUGCUUGAAGUUUUUGUUUUAAAAUUCAAAAGCAUUGUGAAACUGCAAUUACCUACGUUAAUGGGGACGAAAAAUAAACAAGAUUCCAAUGGACCGAUCACCACUCCCAGCAGCGAGCCUUCGUCUCCUUCUUUAAGCUGGUCACAGAACGGAUCCCAUCCACAAUCGUCGUCUUCACCGUCAGCUGGGAAUGAAAUAAAAUCAGAAGAUACACGGUCAUCGCUAAUCCUCUUAGAUGAAAAAGAGAAAGUGAUGAAAUUUACAGUUCGAACGGCGGGUCCUGCGUUCAGUAUCACUGAAUGUCGGAGCUUGGUCAAGACUCUGGUUUGUGGCGUCAAAACUAUCACAUGGGGAUGUGCUGCCUGCAAGACUCCUCUUGAAAGUAAAACUACUGCAGCAUCUACAGGGAAGAAUUUGCAACCUAAGGAAACUGUGAUAUUCAUCCGUUUAGUGCAGUGGGCCAUGAAGGCACUUGAUGUUUACGCGUUGAACAUUCCUAGUGCGGUCGUGGCGGAAACAACGGGUAGCCUUAAUAGCACGUUGACUGGCUUUCCCGCCGCCGGAGUAACUGCCAAUCGGCAAACUGUGCCUGCGCAAACUAUUCGUUCUAAGGAAGAGAAAGAAGUGUUGGAACAUUUUGCUGGUGUGUUUGCCAUGAUGAAUCCCCAGACCUUCAAGGAAGUCUUUGCAACAACUAUUGAAUACGUAGUGGAGCGCAUUUAUCGUAAUAGCGCUUUGCAAGUAGUGGCAAAUUCUUUUCUAGCGAACCCCUCAACCUCGGCAGUUUUUGCUACCAUUCUCGUCGAAUAUCUACUGAACCAUAUGGAAGAAAUGGGAUUAAAUGUGGAACGCUCAAAUCUUUAUUUGAAGUUGUUUAAACUGGUUUUUGGUAGUGUUUCCCUUUUUGCUGCAGAAAAUGAACAAAUGCUAAAGCCUCAUCUGCCUCAUAUUGUCAACAAAUCCAUGGAGCUAGCAUUAAGCGCGAAGGAACCCUACAAUUACUUCCUCCUAUUGCGGGCGCUUUUCCGGUCCAUCGGAGGAGGUAGUCAUGAUCUUCUAUAUCAAGAAUUUUUGCCGUUGCUUCCGAAUCUUCUUCAAAGUCUUAACAGUCUUCAAAGCGGACUUCACAAACAGCAUAUGAAGGAUCUUUUCGUGGAACUAUGCCUAACUGUUCCCGUACGGUUAUCCUCGUUACUUCCGUACCUGCCGAUGCUUAUGGACCCCCUAGUAUCGUCCCUGAAUGGAUCACAGACGUUAGUAAGCCAAGGUUUGCGGACUUUAGAGCUUUGCGUCGAUAAUCUACAACCAGACUUUCUUUACGAGCAUAUACAACCCGUAAGAGCUGAGCUGAUGCAGGCACUAUGGCGUACUUUGAGAAAUCCAAACGACCAAAUCGCCCACGUCGCCUUCAGAGUCCUUGGUAAAUUUGGAGGUGGCAACCGCAAAAUGAUGGUUGAACCACAGCGAUUGGAUUAUUGGGACAAAGAUUCUGGCCCAUGCGUCGUUAUUCACUUUCAAGAAUUGAAACAGCCCGUUUCGUUGCCCGUCGAAAAGAUCAUGGAAACUGCUUUUUCUGCUUUGAAAUCAAGUAGUACGGAACCUUUUUAUCGGACGCAGUGUUGGGAAGUCGUUCGCUGCUUCCUGUUAUCCUCUCUUCAUCUGGACGACGAUCGUCUUGUAAUGCAGCGCUUGUUGUCUCAUCAUUCGUUCUUAGAGGGAGAUGUCCAUCCUGUACAAAGUCCAUCGUUCCAGUGCAGUGACAAGCAAGCAAGACAUGUUCAUCAAACGGCAGUCACUGCAAUGUUCGUCGCCGCUGCUAUAAAGGAAUUGCGACAAGCCGUUCUGCCCACCAUGGUAUCGUUAGUCCGACACUACACUCUAGUUGCCGUCGUCCAGCAGGCCGGGCCUUUUCCAAUGCUUGUACCAGGUCGCUCUGCGCAGCGUAUUCUGGGGAUGGAUCCACUUGUCCUAGUCGAUGCCCUGGCCACAAUAAUGGGCCACGAAGAGAAAGAGCUCUGCAAACCAGGACAUUUGGCGCUGGUGUUGAUGCUCGACACGGCGUCCAUCGUUCUUGGCUCUAAAGAGAGAGCUUGCAAACUUCCCCUCAUGGAAUACCUGGCUGAACGGAUGUGUAGCCUUUGCUACGAUCGAGCUUGGUACGCUAAAUUGGGGGGCUGCAUUGCUAUCAAGUUCCUGUUUGAACGAAUGGCAUUCAAGUGGGUUCUCGAUCACCAAUAUGUGUUCCUAAAGGCUCUUCUAUUUGUUAUGAUGGAUCUCACUGGCGAAGUAUCAAGUGGAGCCAUCGACAUGGCUAAAGCCAAUUUGGAAAAAAUGCUUCUCUUGUGUGCUACUCCGCUGCCUGAACUUUUGCCUUCUCCUGAGAUAGUAUCGGCGCAAAAGAAAAGUUUGCAUGACGUGACUCACGAACUCGUACGACAGGUCACCAGUCCAAACUCGACGGUACGUGAACAGGCCAUGCACCUGUUACAGGUAUUGGCGCGCAUCACGAAUCAAACGCCAACAGCCAUCAUGGAACCACACAAAGAAGUUUUGGCCGACAUGAUUCCUCCAAAAAAGCAUUUGUUGAGGCACCAGCCAGUCAACGCUCAAAUCGGCCUAAUGGACGGCAAUACCUUUUGUACUACCUUGAAGCCGCGACUCUUCACGAUUGAUCUCAACGUGGUUGAGCACAAGGUCUUUUUUCACGAGUUGCUUUCACUGUGCGAGGUGGACGACACAGUUCUUUUGAAACUACCCUGCUACAAGUCCGUCAGCAAUCUGACACCACUGAGGAAGUCUGCUUUGCAAGCCCUGGCCGCUUGUCACUACAUAACACAGUGCCGCGACAAGAUUCUAAACGUGAUCUUCAAAGCUUUGAGUUGCAACAACGCUGAGCUGCAAGAAACAGCGUUCUCCUGUAUGAAAAAGAUACUGGUUGGCACUCAAAUCGAAAUGGAAACGGUGCACGCAGCCGUUCGUCCGUUACUACUCCUGCUGGGUGACUAUCGCAGCUUGUCUACCAACGUCAUACUGCGCCUGUCGCACACGACGCAACUUUUCCCCCACGUCUUCAAUGAGAAGCUUUGUGAGCAACUUCUUCAACAUUUGCGCAAGUGGCUGGAAGUAGUCAUCGUGGCGUUCAAGACUGGAGGGAAUCGUCCCGUUGCAACCCAUUCUAGUCACGGUCCUUUCAGCAGCAGCACCAGCAGCAGCAGUCUUUGUAGCAAUGAAGUUAAGGUGGCCAUCGGCAUCAUCGGCCUGUUCCAUCAGAUACCAGCUGCUUCGGCCAGAUUCCUCGAAAUACUCUGCAAACUCGUACUGCAAACAGAGCGCGCUUUAGGAUUAGAGCCAGGCAGUCCAUUCCGCGAGCCGUUAAUAAAAUUUCUUUUGCGAUACCCGACAGAGACGAUCGACCUUCUUUUACGAGACGACAUAAUUGCCGAUGCCGAUUGGAAUCGCUUUUUGGAGCACUUUGUGCGUCACAGCGAUGGCAAACCUUUUCGUGACGCCAUCAAGGGCAACACAACUCGAUUGAUAAAUUUCGUGCUUGGCGGAAUCUCUUCGGAGUCUGCCACCGCCAAGCCUCAUGCGCUGCAAGUGACUGUUCGAAUCUUGCGCAUCAUCAUUUGCAAAGAUGACCAGUGGAUAUCGGAACAACCGGAAUUGAUCAACGUUUUGACGAAAGCCUGGUGCUCGGGUCGCUAUGACGAGAAGAAAACCAGCGAUCUCUCAAUUGCUGAGCGAAAAGAGCAGCGCCAACUGGCCAAAAUUCUGUUGCACUACUUUCAACAGCACCCCGAAGAAGUUGAAUUGCUGUUUCAUUUGAUGCGCGCGUUGUGCGAUCGCACCAUUCCCGACUUUUAUUUCUUGAAAGAAUUUUUAGAGAAAACUGUCGGCCAGUCGUAUGGCGCCGACUGGAAGCGAGCAUCAUUCUUCAAAUUUGUGGAGCUUUUCCGAAAUCCCAAUCUCGGCCAGGAACUGAAAGCCAAAAUCCUGCAGCACAUCAUCAUUCCCGGAUUCUCUGUCAGUUUCGAAAGAGGAGAAGGUGAAUUGCUUAUAGGGACACCGCCAACUCCCGAUCAAGACAAUAAUGAGAGCGUGGUCAGCGUUUUCAUCAACAAAGUGAUUGAUCCGGAUAAUCCUUUUGGAACUUCGGAUGCCGUUCGGAUAUUACUACUUCAGUUGAGCUGCCUGUUGGUCGAGCAAGCUUCGCAACACAUUCACGAUGCGGCCAACAAACGCCAAGGAAACAAACUGCGCCGCUUGAUGACUUUUGCGUGGCCCUGCCUUUUGAGCAAGAAUUGCGUCGAUCCAACCACCCGUUACCAUGGCCAUCUUCUGCUCAGCCAUAUUAUAGCCAAGUUCGCCAUACACAAACGGAUUGUGUUGCAGGUUUUCCACAGUUUGCUGAAGGCCCACGCCGUUGAGGCGCGCAGCGUCGUCCGACAGGCGCUCGAAAUCCUGACACCAGCCAUGCCUCUCCGUAUGGAAGAUGGCAACACGAUGCUUACCCAUUGGACGAAAAAAAUCAUUGUUGAAGAAGGUCACACCAUCGCUCAGCUGGUGCACAUCCUGCAAUUACUGGUGCGCCACUACAAAGUCUAUUAUCCGGUUCGACAUCACCUGGUGCAGUACAUGAUAACUUCGAUUCAGCGUCUUGGAUUUACUCCCACCGCCACGCUGGAGCACAAGAAAUUAGCUGUCGAAUUGGCUGAAGUUGUUCUCAAGUGGGAACUGCAGCGCAUGAAGGAUGAAGCCGAUUCGGGAGGUGAAUCUUGCGAUGAGACCUUGCCAUCAGGCUCGCAAAAAAGAGCAGGCAACGACGGACAACCAGAGCUAAAGAAGCCGAGACUUGCAUCAUCAUCUUCCUCCGGCAAAACGCUAGAAGUCAGUAAACCCAUUGAGAAAACUCAUUGCGACGCUAUUGCAAACUUUUUGCUAAGGCUAGCCUGUCAGGUGAACGAUGCCACUUCCACCGCCAACAGCUCGGGAGAGCAGUUAUCUAAACGGUGUGUAGCCCUUCUGAAGAUGGCUUUGAAACCUGACGUUUGGCCCAAUUGUGAGCUGAAACUGGCUUGGUUCGAUCGCCUGUUCCAGACGGCGGAUAAUACCCCCGCGGCUGCAACCGCGUCGGCCGCGACAGUCUCUGCGCCAAAUUUUACCAACAUUUGCACAGCUCUCGAUUUACUCACUUUUCUGCUGAGUAUAUUACGCAAAGAACAAAUUCUAGCCGGAUUUAAACCGCUUCAACGUGGCCUUUCUUCACUCAUGAACUGCGUGAACCCUAAGGUUGUACGAUGUCUUCACGGGCUGCUUUCUCGUCUGAUGUCCGUGUUCCCUACCGAGCCAACCAACUCCAACGUGGCGUCGAAGCACGAAGAACUAGAAGGCUUGUACGCUGCCGUUACGAAAGCCAUUUACGAAGGUCUAGGUGCCUAUGAGAGAAACACGACCGCUCCGUCCACGUCUUUGCUUGGAACCUUGAUGCUACUGAAAGCUGCCUGUACCAACAAUCCGUGCUACAUCGAUCGGCUCAUAACAUCUUUCAUGCGAGCGCUGCAAAGAAUGGCGCGUGAACAUUCAGCGCCUGCAACUGGCGAUCGCCAGACGACUGCGGCCAGCACUACGACUGAGAGUGGCUUCAGCUCGUGCGAAUUACUCAUCCUCAGCCUCGAUUUGGUAAAGAAUCGUGUGGGAGUCAUGGGUGUUGAGAUGAGGAAAGCUUUCAUCGGCUCUAUUCUCGUCGGCCUCCUAGAAAAGAGCAAUGAGCCUAAAGUUGUGCGCUCCAUUGUGCGCAUGCUGGACGAGUGGAUGAAAACCAAAACACCGAUCGCCAUCAACCAAGGGCCGAGUUUGCGUGAAAAAUCAAUUCUCCUCGUCAAGAUGAUGCAGUGUUUGGAAAAACGUUUCCCUGACGACGUGGAAUUGAACAUUGCUUUUCUGGAACUCAUCAAUUUCGUGUACUGUGAGGAAUCCCUGAAAGGUUCGGAACUGGUUUCCAAGUUGGAACCUGCCUUCCUCGCUGGCCUCCGCUGUCCUCAGCCGUCAACCAGAGCAAAGUUUUUCCACGUUCUGGAUACCAGCAUGAGGCGGCGUCUGCAUGACAGGCUGUUAUACAUAGUUUGCUCCCAAAAUUGGGAAGCCAUUUCAGCUCAUUAUUGGAUAAAGCAAUGUCUGGAGCUGAUUUUGGUCACGUCUGUUUCCGGUGCUCCCAUCCAUACGGCUCCUGCUUCGGCAUUGCUCCCUGGCGUUACAUCUGUCAUCGCUACGGCGGAUGCUAGUGAAAGAGAAAACUUCAGCGUCGCCGGAAACAUUAAAGAGGAGCCCGAGGAAUUGCUUGACGUUUUCGCUCAUGUUAAGGAAGAUGAUAUUGACAUGGAUUUAAGCAACGCUCCCAAUGAUCCGCUCACGCCGUCUGGCGUGAACAAGACUGGCCUAGCCACACUGGUCAACCGUCAAGUCAAAUUUCUGGAAAGCGGCCGGGAAAUAACGUCGGCACAAUUUCUGGAAGCGGUCGCACAACUGGCCCAUAUGGAUACAUCUCUAGCUGAAGUCCUUUGGUUGGAUCUGUUCCCACGUAUCUGGAAGGUGCUCGGUGAACGGCAACAGCAAGCGCUUUCCGUUGAACUAGUUCCGUUUUUGUGCAGUGGCGCGCAUGUCGUUCAAAGAGAUUGCCAACCAAGUGCCAUCAACACUUUCGCUGAAGCCUUAUCGUUAUGUGUGCCGCCGAUUCGCAUUAAGCCCUGCCUGUUGAAGUACCUGGGAAAAUCGCAUAAUCUGUGGCAUCGAACGACUCUGAUGUUGGAACAAUUAGCAUUUGACAGCGGCAACUCCACCGCGCACACCAAGGUCAGUACAAAUAUUUGCGCGAAGAAAGAAGAACGACACAAUUUCAUUUUUAUUCGCGUCAAGGUGAAACAAAAAGAAGCUGGCAACGAUUUCGAUUUGGACCCCGGAGCCGUUUCGCAUCACGAAACCUUAGACGCCCUCUCCGAGAUGUACAGCACACUUAAAGAAGAAGACUUGUGGAGUGGAUUGUGGCAACGUCGUGCUCACUUGCCCGAAACCAUCAUCGCUGUUGCUUAUGAACAACAAGGGUUCUUUGAGCAAGCUCAAGGAACUUACGAGCUUGCCAUGACCAAAGUGCGACAAGAAUUCGCUAACACACCAGCUCCAAUUUCUCUUCAGAGCGAAUAUAGAUUACUCGAAGACCAUUGGAUGCGUUGCGGCAAAGAGUUAAAUCAGUGGGAACUGCUCCAAGAGUUUGGUUGCUCUCCCGAAUGUUUGAAUUAUCAGCUGGUUUUAGAAAGUGCCUGGCGCACACCGAACUGGGUUGUCGUUCGAGAUGCGUUAACUCAAUUGGAACAAGCGUGUCCAAAGGAAUAUGCUUGGAAGGUGAAUUUGUACCGUGGAUUUUUGGCCAUGUGUCAUCCUGAGGAACAACAUACCAACAUGGUUGAACGCUACGUAGAACUAGCCAGCAGUCUGUGCAUUCGCGAGUGGCGACGUCUACCAGCCAUUGUGUCUCAUGUUCACUUGACGACUCUUCAAGCUGCUCAGCAGGUAGUCGAACUUCAGGAAGCUGCACAGAUUCAUCAAGGGCUACUUCAGUCUCGACCUGGAACGCUGCAUGACGUGAAGGCCAUCGUCAAAACAUGGAGGAACAGAUUGCCAGUCAUCGCAGAUGAUCUGAGUCAUUGGAGCGACGUCUUUACAUGGAGGCAGCACCACUACCAGUUUAUCGUGUCACACUAUGACCAACAAAGUGAUCAGCAGGCCAGUGCUCAAUCGAUGCUCGGAGUUCACGCUUCCGCCCAGGCCAUCAUCCAUUUCGGCAAGGUGGCCCGAAAGCACAAUUUAACGGGCGUAUGUCUUGAUUCUUUAGCAAGAAUCUACAGCAUCCCUAGUGUUCCCAUUGUCGAUUGCUUUCAAAAAAUCAGACAGCAAGUGAAAUGCUACCUUCAGGCUGCCAACGUGUUGGGAAAAAAUGAAUUGCAAGAAGGAUUGGAAGUAAUAGAGUCGACCAAUUUGAAGUACUUUGCCAAGGAAAUGACGGCGGAGCUUUACGCUCUGAAAGGAAUGCUGCUUGCUCAAAUCGGCAGGCCGGAUGAUGCGAAUAAAGCGUUUUCUGCUGCCGUGCAAAUGCACGACACAUUGGUGAAAGCCUGGGCUUUGUGGGGUGACCAUUUGGAACAAGUAUUCACUAAAGAUUCACGCAAUAUCGGCAUUGGAAUAUCGGCCAUCACAUGCUUCCUACAUGCAUGUCGUCAUCAAAAUGAAUCAAAAUCGAGGAAAUAUCUGGCUAAAGUGUUGUGGCUGCUUACCUACGACGACGACAAGCUGUCAUUAGCUGAAGCCUUGGACAAGUAUUGCGUCGGUGUUCCACCAGUUCAGUGGUUACCGUGGAUCCCGCAACUACUAGUUUGCCUUGUGCGCGACGAAGGAAAGUUAGUCCUUAACUUAUUGAGCCAAGUUGGACGAAUGUUCCCUCAGGCAGUGUACUUCCCCAUCCGCACAUUGUACCUGACGCUGAAAAUCGAACAGAGAGAACGUUACAAGUCCGCUGAAUUAGCAGCCACCCAGGCCACGGCUGACAGUGGUUCCACUGUUGGCAACGGGACACCCCAGGCUAGUACACCAGUUGCUGCUGGGGCAGAAGCAGCUGGGCCCAUCAAAGCCACUGAGCCAAUGUGGCGUUGUUCGCGGAUUAUGCACAUGCAGAGGGACUUGCAUCCUACUGUUCUGUCGUCUCUCGAAGGCAUCGUCGAUCAAAUGGUUUGGUUUAGGGAAAAUUGGUAUGAAGAAGUAUUGCGGCAGUUGCGACAAGGUCUCGCCAAAUGUUAUGCCAUUGCUUUUGAAAAUCGAGGAUCCGUUGCCGAAGCCACCAUCACUCCGCACACGCUGAGUUUCGUCAAAAAGCUGGUAGCGACGUUCGGCAUAGGCAUCGAAAACAUUGCCAAUUCAGCCAGCGGCUCGUUCAGCAGCGCCGCGUCGGAGAGUUUAGCUCGGCGAGCUCAAGCCACGGCACAGGAUCCUGUUUUUCAACGGAUGAAGACGCAAUUCUCUACCGAUUUUGAUUUCACGUUGCCGGGUGCCAUGAAACUCCACAAUCUUAUUCACAAAUUGAAAAAGUGGAUAAAAAUUUUGGAAGCCAAAACGAAACUGUUGCCAAGGUCAUUCCUUAUUGAGGAAAAGUGCCGAUUUCUCAGCAAUUUCAACCUACAGACGGCAGAAGUCGAACUACCUGGAGAAUUCCUGCUGCCCAAGCAUACUCAUUACUACGUGCGAAUAGCCCGUUUCUUGCCACGCGUGGAAAUCGUUCAGAAGCACAACACGGCAGCCCGACGUCUUUACAUUCGAGGACACAACGGCAAAAUCUACCCGUACUUGGUUGUAAACGAUGCAGGUCUUGGCGACGCCCGGAGAGAAGAACGAGUCCUACAGUUGCUUAGAAUGUUGAACAACUACUUGAAUAAGCAUAAAGAGACGUCCAAGAGAUUCUUAAACUUCACUGUUCCGCGCGUUGUGGCUGUAUCACCGCAGAUGAGACUAGUAGAAGACAACCCAUCCAGCGCCACGUUGCUGGACAUCUACAGAUUGCGCUGCGUGAAGCGAAACAUUGAGCACGACAUGCCUAUCGCCAAAUACUACGAAAGACUAGCCACUAUUCAAGCCAGAGGCUGUCAGGCUAGUCACCAGGUGUUGCGUGAUAUCCACAAAGAUGUACAGCAAAUUAUGGUACCGCGAACUUUGUUGCGUGAAUGGGCCAACGUCACAUUCCCGACAGCCACGUUUUACUGGACCUUCCGCAAAAUGCUGACAUUGCAAAUGGCGCUGGUCAAUCUGGCCGAAUACGUGCUGCACCUUACACGUCUCAAUGCCGAUAUGCUCUACAUCCAUCAAGAUUCGGGUCUUCUUAGUGUCUCCUACUUUAAGUUUGACGUUGAAGACUCAAACGGGGAAUUAGAUGCCAAUAGACCGGUGCCUUUUCGUCUCACGCCGAACCUGGCCGAUUUUCUAACGAUGAUUGGAGUGGCCGGUCCUCUUACCGCCAGUAUGAUUGCUGCGGCUCGUUGUUUGGUUCAGCCGAGUGUCAAGGUUUCUGCCAUAUUGAAAGCUAUUCUGCGUGACGAGAUGAUCGCCUGGCAUAAGAAGAAAACGGCUGACGAAAAGGAAAAGGAAGGCGGAGGAAGCGUCCAAGUGGAAGGAGAUAUUUUAAUUGGUUUGGUCAAUAAAGCUGUCACUGCGAUAAUCAACAGGCUGCAAAGUUUGUCCACUUUCGAUGGAAAUGAGUCUAAAGUCAGCACUUUGGUCGCCGCAGCCAACAGUAACGACAAUUUGUGCCGAAUGGAUCCAGCUUGGCAUCCCUGGCUGUAACUUAACCGUUUCCCCUUGUCCUUCGUGUCUGAAAUCAAAUGUAAAACUUCAUGUAACCAAGUAUACUGACUCGCUUCAUCAAUACACGUGUCAAUUAUUUUA